Molecule: messenger RNA, 536 nt
Organism: Phlebotomus argentipes
Lineage: Eukaryota; Metazoa; Arthropoda; Insecta; Diptera; Psychodidae
Exons: 2
Coding region: 81-410 (109 amino acids)
Source: RefSeq, a predicted model, not a curated record
AACAUUACUAGCGCAAGCACCGUAGCAAGAGUUUAGGAGAUCGCGGGACAGAUGCAAGGUGACUUUGAGGCAAUACAGUGAUGACGAUGACGCCCAAUCUGGAGACUGUGGCAAGACGAAAAAUCAGCGCAUUUCAUCGCGAUGCAGUGAAGCUGUCUCCACCUCCCGGUCGACCGAUUUUGACCACUCGCUCGACCUGGAGGUAUCGGGACGCUCGCCAGUCGCCGAGCUGCACAGUGCACGUGGGGCUCGGAGGACUUUCGUGUGCGGGCGGCAGGACAGCGGAAAUUGCCACAAAAUCCACAAGUGUGAUUCGAUUGGACCACUGGAAAUACACUUCUGGACGCGCGAUUUGGAGUCGGCAGCGCGACACAUCUCCAGAUUGGACACAUGUAGCAAGUAAAUUCUAGUAAUUUAUGACAUACUAUUUGCAAUAUGACUACGAGUUCUUAACUAUAUACCCACUGAUACUGUAAAAGUUUCAACAUUUUUUCGUAGUAAAAGAAAUGGUUAGGAGAAUGGUUGCUGUUGUCUUA